AUUUGAAAUACCCUCUCAAAUUAUGUAAUUAAGAAGUGGAACACUAAAGUAACCUCCUAAAAGAUAGUGUAUAUCUCCUUUAUAAGUUUUUUAUGCUGAAAAAGCACCUCAAAUGAAAAAAGAUGGUAAAAUGAAACCCUAAGAAAUCUUAACAAAGAUAAGAGAUAUGUGGAGAGGUUUAGAUGAAGAGGAAAAAGAAAAAUAUGAGGAUGAUUUUGAAAAAAUGGAAGCAAAAUAUAAAGAAGAUUUACUUAUGUAUUAUGGAGGGAGUGCAUAAGAUUUGAAAAAGUACAAAACUUUAAUAGAAAUUCCUGAGAAACCAAAGAGACCUGUAUCUGGUUGUUUAGUUUAUUUAGCAGAGAAUAGAAAGUAAUAUUCUGAAGAACAUCCUGAUUUUACAUAAGCAUAAGUAUCAAAAGCUUUAGUGGAUCAAUUUAAUCAGCUUUCAAAUAAAGAAAGAAAGAAGUAUGAUGAUGAAUUUGAUAAAAAGCUAGAAAAAUAUCAUAAGUAAAUGGAAGAAUGGUCAAAGUAAAAAUUUAUAAAUUAAUAAUUAGAAAAUAUUCAGAGAAAAGAGAAUAAUUUGAAUUAUUAGUUGAAGAGAAGUUUAAAAGAUCUGCUACAAAAUAAGAUUUAUUAUAUUAAGAAUUACCUCCUUUUAAAAGAGGUCCUAGAAAAAUGAAAGAUGAAGAAGAGACCGCUUAAUAAAAAUAAUAAAAAGUUGAUAAGAAUGAAAAAAAUGAUUAAAUUAAAAAAGAUGAUAAAAAAAAGGAUGACAAGGAUAAGUAAAUAUUAAAAAAUAAUAAAAUAGUAAAAAAGGAACUAAAAAUAACAAAGAUUAAGUUAAAGGUGAAUCAAAGAAACCUAACGAGAAAGAUGUUAAAGAUAAAAAAGAUAUGAACAGAAAAAAAUGAAUUGGCA
Paramecium sonneborni is the source of this 918-nucleotide messenger RNA. The record is from the annotation of a GenBank genome assembly. Lineage: Eukaryota; Ciliophora; Oligohymenophorea; Peniculida; Parameciidae.